Messenger RNA from Knipowitschia caucasica, 375 nucleotides. NCBI's taxonomy places the organism in Eukaryota, Metazoa, Chordata, Actinopteri, Gobiiformes, Gobiidae. The record is from the annotation of a GenBank genome assembly.
AUGGAGGAGAUGAUGGAGGAGGUGAUGGAGGAGGUGAUGGAGGAGGUGAUGGAGGAGGUGCUGGAGGAGGUGAUGGAGGAGGUGCUGGAGGAGAUGAUGGAGGAGGUGAUGAAGGAGGUGAUGGAGGAGGUGAUGGAGAAGGUGAUGGAGGAGGUGAUGGAGGAGGUGAUGGAGGAGGUGAUGGAGGAGGUGAUGGAGGAGGUGAUGGAGAAGGUGAUGGAGGAGGUGAUGGAGGAGGUGAUGGAGGAGGAGAUGGAGGAGGUGAUGGAGGAGGUGAUGGAGGAGGUGAUGGAGGAGGUGGUGAUGGAGGUGAUGGAGGAGGUGAUGGAGGAGGUGAUGGAGGAGGUGAGGAUGGACUCGAUGAUGGCCGUGUAG